Messenger RNA from Chenopodium quinoa (quinoa), 1858 nucleotides. RefSeq names its product transcription factor RF2b-like. Gene Ontology annotation, molecular function: DNA-binding transcription factor activity. Lineage: Eukaryota; Viridiplantae; Streptophyta; Magnoliopsida; Caryophyllales; Amaranthaceae. The coding region runs from base 378 to 1670 and encodes 430 amino acids. The transcript is spliced from 4 exons. Gene Ontology annotation, cellular component: nucleus. The record is from RefSeq and is a predicted model, not a curated record. Gene Ontology annotation, biological process: regulation of DNA-templated transcription.
UUAUUAUUAUAUGAGUAAGAAAAAAUCAUAAUUUUGGAGGGAAGAAGCUUAUGUUCCGCAAAAUUCCCCAUUCAUUCAUAUAAGAACCUCUCAUCACAAAAAUUCCCUCCAAAAAUGUCGCUCCUCCUCCCACACAUUUCUUGUUAACGUCCCUUUCCUCUCCUCUCCCUUCUCUUUCCCUAUCUCUCCUCCCUCCCUCCAUUUUUUCGACGGGAGAAUUCGCCAUCCUCCCGUCAUCAAUCACUAUCACCACCACCACCAAUAAUUUUACGAGAGGAAAAGAGGUCAAAAAAAAAAAAACAUAAAAUAAUCGCGGCACAUAAUUACAAUAUGUCCAUGUCAAUGUCAAUGGUAAUGCUAGCGUAGUCUCUCUGGUAAUGGGCCACCGGAGAGUUCACUCAGAGAUUCUUUUACGAAUUCCCGACCAAAUUAGCUUCGGGGGUUCCAUGGAAGGAGGUGAUGACGCUGAUGAUCUCUUGGCUACUUAUAUGGAUAUGGAGAAAAUCGAGUAUUUCGACGAUAAACAAAAUGAUCCCAUGAAUUGUCAUGACAAUGCUCCUCAAGAUCAUCAUCAUAAUAACAAUAAUAAUCAAAAGCCUAGACAUUGCAUGUUAGUCGAUGAAUUUUCAGGAAUUUCGAGUAAUAAUGACAAUGAUAAUAACAAUGAUUAUAGCAAGAUUAGCAAUAAUAAUUCUGGGAUUGCUUCUUGUGAAGCUAAGAAGGCUAUGCCUCCUCAUAAAUUGGCUGAAUUGUGGAUUGCUGAUCCUAAACGAGCUAAGAGGAUUUUGGCUAAUAGGCAGUCUGCUGCUCGAUCGAAAGAACGAAAGGCUCGAUAUAUGCAGGAGCUAGAGAAAAGAGUCAAAUCUUUACAAACUGAAGCAACUGCACUCUCCGUACAGCUCUCACUUUUUAAGAGAGAUACAACUGGUUUAACAAACGAGAACAUGGAUCUUAGACGUCAAUUAGAGUCCAUGGAACAACAGGCUCAACUACGUGAUGCUUUGAAUGACGCGCUCAAACAAGAACUAGACAGGCUUAAGGCUGCUACUGGAGAUACUUCAAACACUGCAGACACCUUCGUUAUGCCACAACAGAAUGCACCACAUCAUUCGCAACAGCAGCAACACCCCCACCGCCAACAGCAGCAGCAAUCAUCCUGUCCGUUCGACUCAAACAUGCUCAUGAGCCCUCAUCAAAUCGACUCACAUAACUCAAAAAUGUCCUGUUUACAACCCUUUGAGAUGAAGAUCUCCCGCCCUUCUCCAGCACUUGACUCACACCAAACAGAACCAAUCGAAGCAAUAAUGAUUAACAUGGCUCAGCAACCAAAAGUACCACAACAUUUCCCCAUUGAUAGAGGCAGUUUUCUUCCAUUCGAGUCAUCUAAACCAAGAGUGCCACAAUUUUGUACAAACGAAGCAAAUAUGAGUUACCCUCCUCAGGCAAUGGACUCACCCCUCGGAAAUAUUUCACCAUACACGUUUGAAUCAAACAGCCAAAGCCCCGAGCAAGAAGUAUACACAACAUCUCGAACACAAAUGCUUGGACAAAUGCCUAUAAAUGAUCAUAGUAACAAAUGGCAAGGUCUUGAUAUCAAUGGUUUAAACUCUUAUCAUGUGAAAGUAGAAGGUCCAUCUAUUAUUGCCAAUGAAAAUAUGAAAGCAUUUUAAUCUAAUUCCCCUGCUUCGUUUUUGUCAGCUGAUUAAGAUAUAGAAGAAAGCAUAUAAUUUUUUUUCAGCUUUCGAAAAUCUUUGUUAGCUAGCCUUGCUCAAUUGGCUUUCUUCCAUGCCAAACAUUCUCUGUAUGUAAUUUCAAAAUAGUUCAUUUUUCAAUUUAAACUGUAAAUGGUUUUUUUUUA